Messenger RNA from Polyodon spathula (Mississippi paddlefish), 3828 nucleotides. RefSeq names its product sorting nexin-25-like. Gene Ontology annotation, cellular component: intracellular membrane-bounded organelle; early endosome membrane. Lineage: Eukaryota; Metazoa; Chordata; Actinopteri; Acipenseriformes; Polyodontidae. The record is from RefSeq and is a predicted model, not a curated record. Gene Ontology annotation, molecular function: phosphatidylinositol binding. The transcript has 19 exons. Bases 521 to 3436 code for a protein of 971 amino acids.
CGGGGGAUUGAAACUGAAGAUCAUUACUUUGCCCAAACACAGGUGUAAAUUAAUUGGGUUAAAAACGGGUUGAGAGUUAGGUUCAAUGUUGUUAUGAUUUUUGUUUUUAAAGCCACAAUUGUUGCCUCAAUACGUCUCUAGCGAAGCGGAAACGAAACUGAUAACCGUUACAUAACAACACAGAAAUUCCUAGGAAACUACACGAUUCUAUUGUACCUACCACCUGCGUCUCACUAGCGCCAGAAUCUAUGCACAAGCAACAGCUUACUGCUUACGAUUCAUUAAAUGGAAACUCAUGUAUUAUGACAACAAAUAGAGACUUGUCGUUUUAAAAUGAAACACACCGAACACGCACACGGAUUGUCAGAAUUAUUUGUUUCUGGAUCGCAGUCUAAUCUCAACCUAUAUUUUGUUUUCUUUUAGUAAAUUGCAUUCCUUGGUAUGAGCGAGUGUCGGUUAAAAUCAGGAAGAGUGAGGUCCGUCUUCUUGUUGUUGUUGAGGAAAUGUUAUUUCCAGCAGCAUGCAUCCUGAUGGCAGCAGCAGCAGCAGCCCGGAUUCCUCCAUACAAAGCCGCAUCCCCGUUUCUUUACCCCGAUUUCUCCUGCCCGCUUGUUUGUUCGGUCUCGCCGCAGCUUUACUUUUUCAGUGUGGCGAUCGGGAAAUGUCCAUAACAUCGGUCCUGGUCAAGCUGUUUGUUUACUUCUCUUUCGCCCUGCUCUGCGUCUUAUUUGGAACAUUUGCCCUCCUAGUAAAACAAAGUCCAACAAAAAUAACCAGAUUUGACACCCUGAGGAAAAAUAAGACACAGACUUUGGAACUGCUAUUCAUUAAAAUAACGAGACAUCUUUCUGGGCCAGCACUGGAGUCUCAGCAAUUAAGAAGAGUAGUGAUCUCACACAAUGUGGAUAAAGCUCUUAAAGAAGUAUUUGACUACAGCUACAGGGACUACGUCCUCUCCUGGUAUGUGGAGCUCAGCAAAGACGAAGGGCAUUUGUAUCACAUGCUAUCGGAGGACUUCUGGGAGGUGGCCAAACGGCUUAGAAACCGUCUGUCCUACGUCGACAUCGUCAGGGUGGUGUGCAUCGACACUGUCAAAAUGUUACACACCCACUUCUGUGACCUCAAAGCAGCCAACACCAGACAAGAAGAACCACCAAAGCUGUUCCCACUGCACCCGUGCUUGAACAGCCCGGAGGAGGAGCUGCAGUUCCUGCGGUCUUGCUCACGCCUUCUCAUGCUCUACCUCCUUCCCACCAAGGAUGUCCGCUCUCGCAGCCUCAGGGUGGUCCUGGCAGAAGUCUUCGCCACUAAAGUGCUGAAGCCGUUGGUGGAGGUGCUCAGUGACCCGGACUAUAUCAAUCGGAUGCUGCUCACCCAGCUGGAACUCAGGGAGCAGUUGAAUGAACACCACAAGAAGGCCUACACGUACGCCCCUUCCUACGAGGAGUUCAUCAAGCUCAUCAGCGGCAGCUCUGAUGUUGAAUUCCUGAAGCAAUUAAGAUACCAGAUUGUUGUUGAAGUAAUUCAAGCAACUACAAUCAGCAGCUUGCCUCACUUGAAGAAGCAGAAAGAUAGCAAAGGUAAAGAGACGGCCGCAAUGAAGGCAGACCUGCUGAGGGCUCGGAACAUGAAGAGGUACAUCAACCAGUUGACUGUGGCAAAGAAGCAGUGCGAGAAACGGAUAAGGUUGCUAGGGGGCCCUGCUUAUGACCAGCAAGAGGACGGGGUGACCGAGGAGACAGAAGGCCACCAGAGUCAGAGGAUUCUUCAGUUCGAGGAAAUCAUGUCCAAACCAAAGUUUCGGGAACAUUUCCGUAUCUACAUGGAAAGGGUCGACAAGAGAGCGCUCAUUAGCUUCUGGGAGUCGGUGGAGUAUCUGAAAAAUGCUAACAAGAAUGAAAUACCUCAACUAGUUGGUGAAAUCUACCAAAACUUCUUUGUGGAAAGCAGAGAAAUUCCCGUGGAGAAGGCACUUUACAAAGAAAUCCAGCAGACACUUGUGGGUAACAAAGGAACUGACAUUUUCAACAAGAUCCAGAGUGACGUUUACGACACAAUGAAGGACCGUUAUUACCCAUCCUUCCUGGUGAGCGACACGUACGAGAGACUCAUCAAGAAGGAGGAGCAGCGAAGUAACUCGCAGUCCAGCUCCGAGGACAAAGAUGAGGUGAGCCAUGCUAGUGAAAGCGGUGAGGAUGUGCUAGACGAAGGUAGCAGCGGGAUUAAUGAGCAGGCCAGCUACGCUGUCAACAAGCUUCGCCUGCUACACGAGAAGCUGGAGUAUAAAAGACAAGCUCUAGGCUCCAUUCUCAAUGCGCCAAAACCUGACAGAAAGAUUGCCUCUAAGUUGAGGGAGGAGAUCAGCAAUAUGGAGAAGGAGCACAGUGACCUUCAGCUGCACAUUUCACGCACUGACUGGUGGUGCGAGAACCUGGGCACGUGGCGAGCCAUUAUCAAUAGCAACGAGGUUGCUGAAGAAAAUGGUGAGCAAAUGCCCUGCUACUCUAUCUGUGUGCAUUUACUUGAGAGCGACGAGUCUAAAAACAAUAGCUGGACCGUUUCCAGAAGGUUAAUCGAGUUCCAGACUCUGCACAGAAAGCUCACUGAGUGUUUCCCGUCCUUGAAAAAAGUACAGUUACCCUCCCUCAGUAAGCUGCCAUUUAAAUCUGUUGACCAAAAAUUCCUGGACAAAUCCAAAAACCAACUGAACACAUUCCUGCAGAAAAUGCUUUCUGAUGAGCGGCUGUGUCAGAGUGAGGCUCUGUAUGCUUUUCUCAGCCCUUCGCCCGAGCACCUAAAGGUCAUUGACAUCCAGGGAAAGAAGUCCUCCUUUUCACUGUCGUCCUUCCUGGAGAGGCUGCCGGGAGAUUUCUUCUCUCACCAAGAGGAGGAGACUGAAGAUGACAUUGACUUUUCCGACUAUGUAGAUGAGCUUGAUGGGAAGAAAGACAUGCUUGCUGAACCCUGUUUCAUGCUGAUUGGAGAAAUCUUUGAACUUCGGGGAAUGUUUAAGUGGGUCAGGAAGACACUAAUUGCACUAGUUCAAAUUACAUUUGGGAGAACUAUUAACAAGCAGAUCCGUGACACAGUAAACUGGAUAUUCAGCGAGCAGAUGCUUGUUUGUUACAUCAACAUCUUUCGAGAUGCCUUCUGGCCAAAUGGAAAACUGGCAGCCCUUUCAAGACCCAGAACAGAGAUUCAGCGUCAGGAAACGAAGCAAAGAGCACAACAGAAGCUACUGGACAACAUCCCAGAUGCUCUUCAGAGCCUUGUUGGACAGCAGAAUGCCCGGCAUGGGAUCAUCAAGAUAUUUAAUGCGUUACAGGAAACGAGUGCCAACAAGCAUCUCCUAUAUGUUCUCUUGGAAUUGUUGCUUAUAGAACUUUGUCCUGAAUUGAGAGCUCAGCUGGAUCAACUCCGAACAGGCAAGGUCUAAGAAAGCACAUGUAUAAACAUACUGUACAUUAAUUGAAGAAUAUGUCUAUAGAGGCAAACUAUAUAAUCCUCUUUUUACAGAGGAAUGAACUAAGUACAUGUCAGUGGUUGUUUCCUGUUUUAUCUGAAGUACCACUGUAUGAACAGACUUGAUAUAGCACUGCUAAAUGAAAGAGCUGCUUGUUUUAAAAUUUUGUUUGUUAGUUUGGAAAUUUGAUAAAAGUUCAACCGCCAAUAUAUGUUGUAGCAAUCUGGGGUUAUUUUUAAGACCUUGACUGGUGUAAUUUAUUGUUAAUUGUUGUAAAGUGAAUGUUGUACUCAUGUUAAAACUUCACAGAACUCUGAACAUUCCUUACCCUUUAUUGUGUUCAUUAAAAGCUUUAUUGUGCAAUA